Messenger RNA from Diuraphis noxia (Russian wheat aphid), 1824 nucleotides. Its product is annotated as protein ZBED8L-like. Gene Ontology annotation, molecular function: protein dimerization activity. The record is from RefSeq and is a predicted model, not a curated record. NCBI's taxonomy places the organism in Eukaryota, Metazoa, Arthropoda, Insecta, Hemiptera, Aphididae.
AUGGAUAAAUUUUUAAUUAAACGACCGAUGAAUAGUGAUGAUGAAAGUGCUAUAGAAACUAAAGUUCGUAAGGUAUCGGAAAUGUCGUCAGAUGUAAAAACCAGUCGAAAAGUUAAUAAAAAGGACCGUAAAUACCAAGACAGUUACAUCAAGUUUGGAUUCACUUUCGAUGUUGAAAAAGGUGAGCCAAAAUGUGUUAUUUGUUUAGAAAGAUUAGCUUCAGAAAGUAUGAAGCCAUCAAAGCUAAAACGACAUUUAGUUACUAAACAUCCUCAAUUCCAACAUAAAGAGGAAGACUUUUUUAAAAGGUAUGAAAAUUCGAUAGAAGUUCAAAAAAAUACUAUGCGUAAUUUUUCUUCAGUUCCUAUAAAAGCUCUAGCUGCAUCAUUAGAGGCUUCAWMUUUAAUUGCUAAAACCAAAAAACCACACUCUAUUGGUGAAUCUCUCGUUUUACCGGCCGCUAUAAAAAUAGUAUCAAUUAUGCAUGGCGAAUCAUAUGCAAAUGAAUUAAAAAUGAUUCCCUUAUCAAGAGAUACUGUGUCGCGUAGAAUUGAAAAUAUGUCUGAUAAUAUAAAAUCACAACUCCUAAAUAGAUUACGAGGAAAUUAUUAUGCAAUGCAAUUAGAUGAAUCUACGGAUAUAACUAAUCUUGCUCAACUUCUURUAUAUGUUAGAUAUAUUUAUAAAGAUAAAAUUGAAGAAGACUUUUUAUUUUGUCAACCAUUAGAAGGACGUACGACUGGAAAUGAUAUUUUUGUUCUUAUAAACAAUUUUUUAGAAAUUAAUGAAAUUCCCUGGUCAAUGUGUGUGUCAAUAUGCACUGACGGUGCAGCUGCCCUUACUGGUUCAAAAAAAGGUUUUAAAGCUAAAGUUCUAGAAGUGUCUUCAAAUAUAAUGUUUAACCAUUGUAUGAUUCAUAGAGAAGCUUUAGCUUCCAAAAAACUUCAACCAGAUGUUAAUAAAGUACUCCUUAAUGCUAUAAGUGUAAUAAAUUUUAUAAAAUCAAAGUCAUUAAAUUCCAGACUUUUUACUAUACUUUGCAAUGAAAUGGGUUCUGACCAUAAAAAAUUGCUUCUUCAUACUGAAGUAAGGUGGUUGUCUCGUGGUAAAAUAUUAUCACGCCUUUUUGAACUCAGAGAUGAAGCACGAAUUUUUCUUCUGGAACGUAAUAAUAAACUUUCGGAACAUUUUUUAGACGAGCAAUGGCUUGCAAUUCUGGGUUAUCUUGCAGAUAUAUUUGAAAAACUAAAUUGUCUAAAUUUAARCCUACAAGGGAAAAAUACUWAUAUUUUAUUUMUUUCUGAUAAAAUCAAUGCUUUUAAAAAAAAAAUUCUUCUGUGGAAAAAUUAUAUCGACGAUGACAAAUUUGAAAUGUUUUCAUGUUUAUCAGAAUUCCUCAGUGAUAAUGAUGUGGAUAUUAAUAUGAUAAAAGAAAUUAUAACUACUCAUCUAAUAAGUUUACAAACAAACUUUAAUGCACGGUUUGAAGAUUUCCCAGAAGAAAGAAAUUUAAAAAUAAGUGAAGAACUUAUUGACUUGUCGUCAGAUGAAAAUCUACGUAUCAGAUUUCAAGAAAAUGCAUGURAUACAUUUUGGAUUUCCAUCAAAUCUGAAUAUCCAGAAUUAUCAAAACAAGCUAUAUCAAUUUUACUUCCUUUUGCAUCAACUUAUUUAUGCGAAACAGCAUUUUCAACACUAACGAUAAUUAAAAACAAAUAUCGCUCCAGAUUAAAUGUUGAAGCUGAUUUAAGAGUAGCAGUGUCAAAUAUCAAACCAAACAUAGAAUCAAUCAUGUCUACAAUGCAAGCUCAGGUCUCUCAUUAA